CAAUCGAAUUGCUCAAUAAUCGCAAAAAUUGUUUGCCAAAAAUAAACCGGCGCUCAAUUAAGGCUGACAAAGAGCUCAUCAUCAAUUAUAUGGCCACAAUUGGAGGAACAACAAAAUUUUAAAUUGUCGAGCGAAUGAAUACAAAAAGUAUGCGAAUGGGCGACAUAAAUAUCUCUUGCUUAUAAAUAAAAAAGCAGAAAGUUUAAAUACUGACACAAGCUGACAGUGGCGUUGGCCACUUAAUCAAAAUUCAGACAUGGGCAAACAAUUCGCAUUCAGCUCCGGCGCAGAUAACAGCAAUUAGCCCCAUUGCCAAAGUGAGUGCCAGAAAAGCCCCACCUAAGAGCCUGCCGACAGUGGCGAUUUAUAUGCUAGUCGAGAUAACAACUGGCGAAAUAGCCUGUACAAGUAUUAAAAGCAACUCACUAUUAAUAUAAUAACUUAGUAAUAUCUAUUAGCCAGAAGCGUUCGGCGUGUGUCCGCGAACUUGUCGUCAAAUAGUUGUCCGUUGCGAAGGCCAAGCGACGCGCCGUCGAAGCGCCAACGAACCCGAAAAACAGCUCGAAAAUUCCAAAAUCAAAUACAUAAAAUGGAUAUCCUUUCGACUCUAUUGAGAUUAUCUGUCAUUGGACUUGUGGCAGCGGCGAGCCUAAACGUCGGAUUUAGUGAAAAACAGUUGCAAUUUGCUGGCAACGGGUCAUACAUAUCCACUGAUGCCAGCCCCAUCUUCAACGUCUCUCUGAAUCUGUCCGAGUCAACGACGAAAAUCUGUCCAUCACUGCUGAAUGCAGAUUCCUUGAGCCAAACGGAACUUAUUAAUCGACUCACAGACCUCUGUCGCUAUGAUCGCCUGGAGGCUCCCAUAACGGUCAAUGAGACAGGCGACGUCAUGCCAAUUGGUGUGAAUGCUCGCUUCUAUAUCUAUGCGCUCAAGGAUCUGGAUUCGAACGACUUGCAGUUCAUGCUGCAAGGUUUGCUGCAGCUGCGCUACAACGACACGCGCUUGGCCUUUUCCGGCUAUGCCCCAAAUCGCGAGCCCAUUGUGGGCGAUGGUUCGUUGAGGAAUAUGCUGUGGGUGCCACACAUCUUUUUGGCAAAUGAGCAGAGCUCCAAUGUGCUGGGCACAAGUGAGAAGGAUCAGCUGACCACGAUUUAUCCCAAUGGCACCGUGCUCAUCUCGACGCGCAUACAAGCCACGCUGUAUUGCUGGAUGAACUUCCAAAAGUUUCCGUUUGACGAACAGAAGUGCACCACAGUACUAGAGAGCUGGAUGUACAACACUUCGAUUAUGCAGCUGCACUGGGAGCCCACAAAUCCAGUGAGCUUUCACACCCAACUGCAGCUAACAGAGUAUGAUCUGGAUGGCUGGGUGUGCAACGAGUCCAUCAGCAUCUCAGAUGCCUAUUCCAUGUCACAUGGCGCCCUGGAGGGCAACUACAGUUCGCUCAGCUUUACUGUGCAGCUUAGCCGCGAAGUGGGCUACUACAUCAUAGACUACUUUGUACCCUCCAUGAUGAUAGUGGCCAUCUCGUGGGUGUCCUUCUGGCUGCAGGCGGAUCAGACUCCGGCGCGGUCCAUGCUGGGCUGCUCGACACUUUUGUCGUUCAUCACACUCUCGCUAUCGCAGGAGAAUAGCUUGUCGAAAGUCAGCUAUGUGACCAUGUCCGAGGUGUGGUUCCUAGUUUGCACCGUCUUCAUCUUUGGCAGCCUCAUGGAGUUCGCCUUCGUGAACACCAUUUUCCGACGCAACAACAAUCUGGAGGUCAAGAAACGCACCACCAAAUACAUUGUGCGCUCGACUUUUGUGCCCAAGAUGAGGCGCAACCCGCGCAGCUUCAAUCGCAGCAGCAGCACAAUGAGCAGCUGCAGCAAGAUCUCUGGUGGCAACCAGAAGAACACAGUCAUCACCAUCGAGACGCCCAUCAUCAUAGGCAAUGGCCUGAGCAGAGAGAACUCGACGAUAAGCAUGGAGGAGAAUGACGCGAGCAUAUCGUCCAGUUCCACAGCGACGCUGACCGAGACGCCGAAAGAGAAGCCGCCGCAAACCUUUGCCACAAUGACGCCCAAGGAGGUAUCGCUGUGGAUCGAUCACAAGAUGCGCUUUGUCUUUCCUCUCGCCUUCCUAAUAUUCAACGCAUUCUUCUGGACGCUGGUCUACUGCCUGUGACCAGUGGGUACUGGCCUGGGGAAUGCAAUGCUCAAAGUUCAAAUACGACCAAUUAGGAGCAGACGAAACUGUGCUGUGAUGAUGCCACAACUGUGCUGCAAUAUAACAGUUUUGUCUAUAGCCUUUAAGUAGUCUAGUUUAUGUGUCAUAUAGUCAUUUAGUAUUCGUAUUUAUGGAUUUUAUAUUAAACACUAAUUUGUGUACUCGAUCUGUGGCAU
Drosophila hydei is the source of this 2385-nucleotide messenger RNA. It is a transcript of the gene pHCl-2, whose product is annotated as glycine receptor subunit alpha-2. Gene Ontology annotation, molecular function: chloride channel activity; transmembrane signaling receptor activity; extracellular ligand-gated monoatomic ion channel activity. NCBI's taxonomy places the organism in Eukaryota, Metazoa, Arthropoda, Insecta, Diptera, Drosophilidae. The transcript is spliced from 2 exons. The record is from RefSeq and is a predicted model, not a curated record. Gene Ontology annotation, biological process: chloride transmembrane transport; nervous system process; signal transduction. Gene Ontology annotation, cellular component: neuron projection; membrane; synapse. The coding region runs from base 590 to 2167 and encodes 525 amino acids.